ACCCACGCAGCCUGCGAUCCUUUUAAAAAAGACGCCACAGAACCGCUGCAGUUUCAUUCAGUAACGUUAGUGUGAAUAAGAGAGGAUGGCUCCUGUUUCAGUAAAAAGCGUUUUAAUAAGUGAAAGCGUCGAUCCGUGUUGCAAAAUUAUACUGCAGGAAAACGGCAUAGAUGUGACGGAGAAACCGCAGAUGAGUAAAGAGGAGUUGCUUGCAGAGAUUCAGAAAUAUGACGGAUUGGUUGUCCGAUCAGCAACCAAAGUUACAGCUGACGUCAUCAAUGCUGGUAGUAACUUGAAGAUCAUUGGACGGGCUGGAACAGGAGUUGACAAUGUGGACGUGGAUGCGGCGACCAAAAGAGGAAUCAUUGUUAUGAACACUCCUAAUGGAAACACGAUCAGUGCAGCUGAACUGACUUGUGCUCUUUUGAUGAACUUGUCAAGACAUAUUCCACAAGCUGCUAUGUCAAUGAAGGAUGGACAAUGGGAUCGUAAAAAGUUCAUGGGUGCGGAGCUGUCUGGAAAAGUUCUCGGUAUCUUGGGGCUCGGAAGAAUCGGUAAAGAGGUGGCAACAAGAAUGCAGUCGUUCGGUAUGAGGACCAUUGGUUAUGACCCCAUAACUCCUCUGGAAGUUUCAGCAAGCUGGGGAGUGGAGCAGAUGUCCCUGGAGCAACUUUGGCCUCAGUGUGAUUAUAUCACAGUCCACACCCCACUCAUACCUGCCACCACAGGUCUCCUUAAUGAUACCACGUUUGCUAAAUGUAAAAAAGGUGUGAAGGUGGUAAACUGUGCUCGUGGGGGUAUCAUCGAUGAAGCGGCCCUGCUGCGGGCUCUGGAGUCGGGGCAGUGUGGAGGAGCGGGACUCGAUGUGUUUGUAGAGGAGCCUCCGACGGACCGGGCGCUGGUAAAUCACCCUAAUGUCAUCGGCUGUCCUCAUUUAGGUGCCAGCACUAAAGAAGCUCAGGCCAGAUGUGGGAAGGACAUCGCUCUGCAAAUUGUAGACAUGGCCAGAGGCAAAGCUUUAGUGGGAGCUGUGAAUGCUCAGGUUUUGGCCAAUACGUUUUCACCUGACUCUCAUCAGUGGAUCAAAUUGGGCGAGUCUCUGGGCCGAGUGUUAAAGGCUUGCACAGCUUCUAAACAACCGUAUAGUCAGGUUCAUGUUACAUCACUCGGUGAAUGCUUGAAGAAAUCCACUGGGUUUUUGAGCUCAGCAGCUGUAGUUGGUCUGCUCAGAGAAGGUCCUCAGUAUGGACCCAACCUGGUGAAUGCACUUCCCUUAGCAGCUGAGGCAGGAAUUACAGUAAAGACAGCUCAUGAGGAGUCAGGUGCUCGUGAGGCCUGUGUGGUGGAGGUCUCCAUGAACGGCAGUAGCUAUAAGGCUGUCGGUUCGGUUCAGGCUGGUGUUCCCGUGCUGUUGGAGUUCAAUGGAAGUGUGUUUCGACAGCCCGUUCCUCUCACUGGACACUUGCUUUUCUUCAAGGCUACAACUUCCACCGAGCUUCUGCUCUCAGUAACUGGAGUUUUGGCAGCUGCAGGUGUGGAUAUGGAGUCCUUUAGUGCCUCUACUGCCAUCAGUGGUGAUACUUGGUACUGCAUGGGAAUAUCCUCACUGCUGGGAGAUAUUGGUGCAUUAAAGUCUUUAGUUAAAGAGGCUGCACAGCUCACGGUCUGAAUACCUAUGAAGAAUUUUAAUAGGAACCACUUAAUGUUGUAUCUUAAGCUCUAGCCGGCUUGUGUUUCAUUCCAUUGUAUUACGCUGUUACAUGUUCGCGUUAACACUAAGAGCAGACAUUUUUAUUUACGUACUGUGUUUACUUAAACCACUUAUUUGUAUUGAAG
Messenger RNA from Misgurnus anguillicaudatus (oriental weatherfish), 1836 nucleotides. It is a transcript of the gene phgdh, whose product is annotated as phosphoglycerate dehydrogenase. Gene Ontology annotation, molecular function: NAD binding; phosphoglycerate dehydrogenase activity. The record is from RefSeq and is a predicted model, not a curated record. NCBI's taxonomy places the organism in Eukaryota, Metazoa, Chordata, Actinopteri, Cypriniformes, Cobitidae. Gene Ontology annotation, biological process: L-serine biosynthetic process.